AUGGCACUACUGGCAAAAAUCGUCUGGCGAAAAGGCCGAAGGCGGGAUGAAUUAAGACAGGAGAUCAAGAGCAAGAAGACACUUUAUACUACUUUACUUUCAGGAGCGUCAAUCAAGGGGGAGGAAGGACCCCUAUUACGAAUGGAUCAGCAGGAAUCUCCUUCCAAGGUCCCCCCCUUUCUUUCCUGGGAAAGAGAAUACGAAAGAACUCUUCAAAAAUCGAUGAAGAAUAGACCGAAGAUAGCCAUAUAUUGGUUCCCGUACAAGAAAACAAGGGACGAGUCUGGGCUAUUAACAUAUAGCGCCUCCUUGCCGAUGCGAAAGCUAUGA
Messenger RNA from Striga asiatica, 330 nucleotides. The record is from the annotation of a GenBank genome assembly. Lineage: Eukaryota; Viridiplantae; Streptophyta; Magnoliopsida; Lamiales; Orobanchaceae.